AUGUCACAUUCUGGCGCACCGAUCCCACAUCCAGCGGGGGGUGCGGCACUACAGCUGCAUCGACGAACUCCUGGAGGAGCCGUAAAUGAAGGAUCGCAGGGACAUCGCGUCUCUGUUAAGAGUAACAUGUUCCAAGCUCAGGUUCCUGGAGUGCAGUUCACGCAUUAUGACGGUACGUUGUCGAUGAAGUUGUGGAUUUUCUCUACACUCCCUGGUGUGCUUACACUUCCCAAACCCAUAGUCACGUUCGAUCUGCCCCUCCGUCGCAAUGCUUCGAAAAAGAAUAUGGCGUCAAAUCCCGAGGAACAAGAAGAUCCCUACCCCCCUGUGAAAGCCGCUCAUAAAUUCAUAGAUCACCUGCAGCUUAGGCAUGCUCCAGACUUGUUUAACCCUCGCGGCGCUUAUGACGGGCGCCGAAAUUUAUUCAUGUAUGACUCGCGGGUCGGGAGUGAAAGAACAUUUGAGUUUAGUAUGAAUUCCGGAAGCGAUCGAAAGUACAAGGUGAGCCUUAAGCGAGUAGGGAUGAUCGAUACCUCAGUUCUUAAAGACUUGGUUCGGGGAUCCCAAGGGCCUCAAUCUGACAUCGCCGUGACCGCGGUCAACACGCUUGUCCGUGUGGUUCCCAGCCAAAAAGAUGUUCUGGCAACUCGAAGAUCUUUUUUCCAAAUACAUAAAGACACCAAACCCCUUGGGGGCGGCCUGGAACUCUUGCGGGGAUGGUACCAGAGUGUUCGUCCGGCAAUCGGAAAAAUGGUCAUUAACAUCGAUACCGCGAAUGCUGUUAUGAUUAAAGCAGGCUCCUUGCUUAACGUAUGCGUCGACUUCUUAGUCGACGAACACUCAAAAAACCAUGUCAACGUCCGAUCGAUCCUCGAUCCAAUGCAUCUUUCUGACAUAAAACUAAAGCAAUUAAACAGACUGCUCAAAGGAAAACGUCUGGUUAGAAACGGAAACCAUCCCGGGUACCGCCAGCUCACUGCGGGUGGGAUGAGGAAAGAAAGUGUUAUCGAGAAAAUUGAACAAACGAGCGCAGAUCGAUAUCUGUUCCGGAACGAGCGUGGAGAUGAGCUCUCUGUUAAGCAAUAUUUUCAAGGGUUGGGAAAAGCACUUGAUUAUCCAACCAUUGCUUGUGUGAGAUUAAAGUCUCAACAUGGAGAUGUCAUUGUACCUCUCGAGUUGUAUGAUGUCCUGCCUGGCCAGCUCUACAAGUCCAAACUGUCUUCCGACGCAACGGCCAACAUGAUUAAGUUCACCAAGCUGUCACCAAUCGACCGGGAAAGAUUUAUUCAUGAAGGCCACAAGUUCAUGGGAUACGAUCAGGAUUACGUAGCGAGGACUGGGAUGACAGUGGACUCUCAGUUGCAGGAGAUUCGCGGGCGAGUACUUGACCCGCCGAUGAUUUAUUUAGGAGAGGACAAUAUCACGCCUUCGGGAGGCUCGUGGAACAUGUUGAACAAGAAGCUCUUCCGACCAGGGAGGAUCAAGGCAUGGGGUUUCGUUGAUUUCGAAAAUCAAAAUCCCCGGAAGGACGCGGGACGGUCUCAAGCUGUCCGGAGGUCGUUAGUUGUACCCCUUAUGGACGUCCUUCGGAGAUUAGGAAUGAGAGUGGACACCGAUCCCUACUACUCGGACCAAAUAUCCAUCCAGGGCAAUAUUUCCUCGGAACUAGAUAGUUUCCACACUCAAGUAGUAAACCACGCCAUGACGCAGUACCAGAGGCAGGGACGAGGCGAAGACGUGAAUAUUGCACCAGAGGAAACUCUCGUUGUUGCCUUGCUGAGGAUGCCACAUAACGAAAUUCGAGACCAGUUCAAACGAUGGGGCGACAUACUUCGUGGUGUUCCGACUCAGAUCAUCGUUAGCAGCAAGGUUUUCAAAUUCAGGAAUGAUAAUGCCGUCAAUCAGUACUGCAACAAUCUUAGCCUGAAGAUCAAUGCAAAAAUGGGCGGAUUGAACUGUAAUGUUAACAACAGGUGGUUUCAAGAGCGUCCAACGAUGAUUAUUGGUGCGGAUGUUUCGCACGCCGCCCCUGGAUCCAAGUCGCCGUCCGUCUGCUCGAUGGUUUUCAGCCACAAUUUUGGGUCCUGCUCCGACUACUUCGCCGUCAGCGAUAUCCAAGCAACUCGUCAGGAAGUGAUCGAGGGUUUCGGUGGUCAAUUCGAAUAUGCCCUUCAGCGUUUCCACCAGUCUGCAAUGUCGACCAUUUCGAAUCCCGAUCCGAAGAUGAAGUAUCUCCCUUGGCGAGUGAUUAUCUACAGAGACGGAGUUUCUGAAGGGGAAUACGAGGCGGUGAUAAAUCACGAGUUAAAGGCAGUGAAGACGGUGUUGGCCAAGCUUCGUUCGGAUGCGAAAGUUACGUUCAUUAUCGUCACCAAGAGGCACCAUGUCCGCUUCUUCCCCUCGAGGAGCGACUACGGCGAUAAAACGGGAAAUUGCAAAGCUGGCCUUGUUGUGGAUAAUGGAAUUGUCCAUCCUGUUUACGAGGAUUUCUUCAUUCAAAGUCAAAAAGGUUUGGCUGGUACUUCCCGGUCCAGCCGCUAUGUUGUUCUUCACGAUGAUAACAACAUGACGAAAGACGAGUUGCAACGGCUCUCAUUCGAUUUGUGUCACGUCUACGCGCGAUCUACGUUGUCCGUCUCCAUUCCGGCGCCCGUUUAUUAUGCCGAUAUUGUUUGCUCUCGAUCGACGUAUCACUAUGAUCCAAACUUCCUCGAUAGUCAAAGCGUGGUCUCCGACGAUGUGGCCAUAAACCUCCAAGAAUGGAGGCAACACUUCAACCCUGUCGCCAAGCCGCUCCAAAAGCGGAUGUACUUCAUGUAAUGCUUUUGAAUAUCUUUCUUCAUCAAGUGCGUUUCAAAUUCUCGUUGUGCUAUGUCUCUGCUUGCUCGUUCAGUAGUGUUCACCACUUAAUGUGGUGUAUCUCUUGUGAUACAAAUACCUCUCUGUAAAAUAUCCUUGUCAAUACGUCCAAUUCGCCUUCGUGGCGCCGAAUGUAAAUUUCCAAGGUCACGGUACACAGUUUUGAUGUGGCCAUCGAUUCAAAAUAAAAGAUUGGUU
Messenger RNA from Cantharellus anzutake, 3057 nucleotides. RefSeq names its product Piwi domain-containing protein. The record is from RefSeq and is a predicted model, not a curated record. The transcript has 20 exons. The coding region runs from base 1 to 2820 and encodes 939 amino acids. Lineage: Eukaryota; Fungi; Basidiomycota; Agaricomycetes; Cantharellales; Hydnaceae. Gene Ontology annotation, molecular function: RNA binding; protein binding.